Drosophila ficusphila is the source of this 6752-nucleotide messenger RNA. Its product is annotated as serine-rich adhesin for platelets. The transcript has 8 exons. The record is from RefSeq and is a predicted model, not a curated record. Bases 967 to 6288 code for a protein of 1773 amino acids. NCBI's taxonomy places the organism in Eukaryota, Metazoa, Arthropoda, Insecta, Diptera, Drosophilidae.
GUCCUUGUUUUCUCGUUUGGAAAAACGUUGUCCAAUGUAUGUGAAGUUUCUGUUAACCAGUUUGAAAAAAGCGCCUCUAGCGGACGAAACUGUGUGCCAAAUCUUUGACGAGACUACCUUAUACUCAAUCUACAGUGCUCUCGCUCACCUGAGCGCACCUUUCGCGCAGCCGCAGCGUGUCUUAACUUGUCUUGGAGGUGCACACUCACGAGUGGGACCGCAAAAGCGACACGAUCAGUCGCGAGCGAAAUUCACGAUUGGGGCCCGCAGAAGCCGCACGAUCAGUCGCGAGCGAAUCGAGUUGGAGCAAACGUCUCAAGCGGAAUCUCAAGUUGUAGCGCUAACCGCAGCGAACGGAGUGUAUCUGUGCAUCGCUGAAAUACAAAGUUGAACCAAGUUGGAAUUUGCCACCAGCAGUCGAAAUACGUCUCGAAUCGAAUUAAUACCCGCAAUUUGCAUAAGGCGCAACUAAGACGCGCUCUGUCAGUUAACCCACUUUCUAAACGACCAAACCAAAACAAGCCAAAAAGAAUAAUACUGCGACCGAUAUUCAGCAACAACGAAACCAAUUAACAAGCAAAUAAUGCCGAGCAAAUAACACCAAAUAACGUGCAAGUGAUUCAUGUUUUUUUCUUCAAAGUGAAGUGCUUAGGUAAAUCGAAGCUUAGAAGAAACAACAAAAAAAAUAGUUGACUGGAAAACGCACUGGAAGCGUUAACGAUACCUGGAACGCCCCCGACCAACGACUGUCAGUCAGUUGAAACCGCAACUGCAGCAGCAGCAUCAUCUACUCGGCUUAAAGGAAACACAACAACAACAACAAAGUACGGAUUGCAAACAGACCGGAUUGUAAAUACCAACCGAACAAACUGAGGAAAACCACGCGACAGGUGAAUAAAGUUCAAGCAGAAUAUGGCCUUAGGUUUCUCGUCGGCGUGAUAAAAGCAGCAAUAAAUCCCCAUCGCGAUGUCGUCCUCGAUCUGUUCGCACUUCACCCAGAAUGCCUGGAAGAAGGACUUGUGCUCGAACUGCUUCAAGUCCAAGGACGAACACAAGGCGGCCGCAGCAGCAGCUGCAUCCAAAUCGAGUGGCAGCCAUAAAGCAGACAAGGAGGUUAAGACCGAUUACCCCAACAAACACAAAACCCCGGCCAAGAGCAUAAUUAAGAAGGCUUUCGGCGUGAGGCUGACGGGUUCCAGUUCGAGUUCCUCCGCUGGAAAAUCCACAAACUCCAAAGGCGGCAAGGUGUGCUUUCCCAAGCAGCUGCACGAGGUCAUAGGUUACGGCGGUGAAUGGUCGGAGGACGAUGAUGACGACGACGAUCACGACUUUAUGAACCUGGGCAACGAGCACGAUGACAUGGCCAUUACCGAAACGGACGACGAGGAGACCGUUGAGCUGAAGAGGAUCACCAGGGCCAAUACCGAUUUCAAUAUGAACAACGGCAAUCUGCUGGGCGAUGCCGAGGAGAACAUCAAGAAAUCCUUUGCAGCUCUGAAGUUGGGUGCUCCUCAGGUGGACAAAGAGGGCAAGAAGCAGACCCUGACGAUCAAUGUGAUGCCUUUUGGUCAGCCCAUUGGCAAAACGCAAGCAACCCAAGCCAAAACUGCACCAGCGGAAGGCAAAAGCAGCACAGCAACAGCAACAGCAACAUCGGUUGCAACACCGGCAAAAGCCAAACCAGCAACCAUAACAACAACAACCACAACAACAACAGCCAUCAAGAGUAGUAAUAUAACUACGGGAACUGCCAGUGUUACCAAAAAGGUGACCACCACCCUAACACCCACACUAACCAUGGCCAAAAGCACAACUGCAACGCCAACAACAGGGGCAACAUCUUCGCGAGAUGGCAAAGAUAGUCCGCCCAUAGAACGAGCGAUGGAGAAGUCACUUUUAGAUGAAAUCUCCGAGACUUUGGAGCAGAAACAGAAGCUGAGUGAGACAAGUGCAACUGCAACGGCAACUUCAGGCGGAAACAGCAGCAACAUCUCCACUUCCAGCAGCAACAGCAAGAUCAAAUUCGAGCUGAGUGCACUGAGUGACUCCCCGAAGCCAUUUCUCGACCUUAAGAAGCCAAUCGCACGGAAUGCGCCCAUCACCAGGGACCAAGCCAAACCCAAGGUGAAUGUGUGCCACAAGUACUCGGAUACGGACAGCAAUUGCUCGGAUACGGAAAACGGAGUCUCCGCCUACUAUGAUGUGGUGGAAACCCAGUUGAGCUACGAGAACCUCCCAGAUGGCAAGUACUCCGAGCAGGUGGGCGUGGCCACUGCCGCCCAAACGGAGAGUUCGGGUAACUCGCACUACUCCAGUUCCCAGUACAUUACGGAUAUGCUGUUGAGUUCGAAAACCCGGGCAGCCAGCUACAAUCUUCACGAGGGGAACUUCAUGACCAGCAAGAUCACCUCCGAUGGGUUGAUUGUCACCAAGUGCAGUUCGGAUGACGCCUUGGAUUCCACGGGCAGCAGUUUCGAUGGCAGUUCGGACGAGGAGAAUGCCUACAAUAUGAUUCGCAGUGAAUCGGAUUCCGGAAUCGGAAUAAGCCUGGGAAGUGAGUACAAAAACCUGGGAUUGGCCAAGGGAGCAAUCAACGGAGAACAGCGACAGAAUUUGGUGGAGAAGAAACUGAGUGCUAGUACCAAUAACUCGGAUUAUGAAGAUAUACAAAUAGGAGAUCAGGCGGUGACCAAACCGGCGGUCAAAAGCAGGGAACUCCAUGGCGAACCCGAUGGAAGUGCCGAUCCGGAUAACAGCCUUGAACAAAAGCAAAAACUAAACCAGCAAAAGGAUCAAGAGCAACAGCUUCCUGCGCUGCCCAAAUCCCCACCACCCCCCAUGAAAAUCGAUGCCCGGCCCUCGUUUCUUCAUGGCCUAAAGAAGCCGGAAUUGCCAGUGAAACCUUUGGUCAACAGCCAUCCCAAUAAUUCAAGCAGCAACUCACCAUUGAAGAGCUUCCUGGGGAAGCGACAACCCAGCUGCGCGGAGCAGCAAUUCAUCAGCCAACUGCAGUCGGCCAUUUCCAAGUCCAGCGAGAGUCUAAUGUUGGCCAAAGAGAAUCUGUCCGCCGACGAUUCAAAGCUGAAAAAGGGCAAAGCUCCGAAUCCGCCGCCGGAGACAAAACUGAGCGCUCCGCCCACGCCGGAACGAGAUUACAGUUUGGUAGUUGAGUUCGAGCAGGCGACGAAAGCGGCAGCAAAGCCGGCGGAAAAGACCACGUCACCGGGUGACACAUCAUCAGCACCAUCAUCAUCUUCUGGCGAGAAUCAAGCCACAGGUGUUUCUUCAGUCACGGGAGGAGCAACAACCACUGCUGCAGCUGCAACUGCAAGUGCAACAGUAACCAGCAACAGCAAUUUGUACACCCGAAAGCCAGCUCUUCCGGUGGCCGCAGCCGCUCCCGUCAUCCGGGAAAAGGAUAAACGCGAAAGGGCCGUAAUAAAUCCCAAGUUCCGGAGUCUCAACACCUUCGUGAUGCAGCGGGCCAAUGCGGCCAAGCAAGUGCAACUGCAGUCGGCCAGCUCGGUGCUGAGCCUCAAGCAACCGAUGACGCCAGAGCCAACGCCCCGGAACCAUCGUCAUCUCUCCAUGUCGGAGGAGUGCCUAGCCGCCGCCGGUUUGGAUAAGAAAUCCCCAACGGCAUCGCCUCCCCAGAAGCAGAAGUCCAAGUUCUCCAUCAAGAAGUUCCUGCGCAUGGGCAGCAAUGGAGGCGGUUCGAAGUCCGGUGAGUCCCUGGCCAAAAAGGAGGCCAGCAUGUAUACGGAAAUCUGCACAGGAACCGAGGAGGGCAGUCCUUCGGGUAAACCCCGUCUGGUGAUUAUUCAUCCAAUCGAUAUUAAUCCCACGGCUGUGGAAGUGGUGAAGGACAUCACCAAGACAGGUGACUCCGUUUCGGCGCAAACUGUGGCCGUGGUUACUACCAAACCACCUGCCCCGCCCCUUCGAUCGAGCGCCAGUGAGGGGCAGCGCGCCCACGAGGCCAACAAGCCGGCACGCCCACCGCCGCCCAAGAGCGCCGAACUCCGGCGGAAGCAGAAGACCGAGCUGACCGCCACCCUGAGCUCCAGCAGCGUGGACUCCACCGUCCUGGCUCUGCCAUCCGGCACCGGAUCCGUCAAGCUGAAGGCCGACAACGUCUACGCCAACUUAGGGGAAAUCCGCUCCUCAAUCGCGCCACGCAAACCAGAGCGCACGGCCAGCAUGCGGGAGCGGGAGGCCCAACUGGAGCUGGUGCGCAAGCGCGGAGUCCUCACCGACACUAUCUCCAUUUGCUCGUCAAACGGUGACAAUGGUGCCGCGGAUCAGGGCAAGGCGAUGGCCAAGACGAGUGCCACCGCGACUGGCCAGGAAGCAGGAGGGAAGUCCGCAUCGACUGCCAACAGCAGGACAAGCACCUUUGAAAGAACGCCGCAGAAGAAGAGCGAACCGAAGAUGUCCAUUUCCAGUAAGCUGGAGAUCUUCGAACAGCGAUCCAUCGAUGCUGCGGAUGCUGCCCAACGGAGCAGCCUCAAGGAUUCGGUGCGGAAGAUCAACAGCACCAUCGAUAGUUAUCUGAAGGACAAGCGCGACUACGAGAACAUGUAUGAGUUCGUGAAGAUGGGUUCCCCGCCACCGCCCACGGCUACUGGCAACACCACUCCCACGCCCUCCACUUCGACUCCUCCGCCGCCUCCCACGCGCAGUAACAUCGAUCUGUCCGUCGCGGGUCAGCGGCUUACCCAGGCCACAAGGCGCAACAACAUCUACUCGGACACGGCCUCCAUUGCCAGCUACACGCGCAGCGAGUACGGACCGGUGCGGAACUACGGAUUGAACAACAGCUUGGCCAACAUUCCACGCAUCAUCUCCGCCUCGUAUGCGGGCAGCGAGGUGGGCGAGUUCGAUAUCUACGCUCCGUACAGUUACUACGGCAGCGAGGCGGGCGGCGAUGUGGCCACGGACAUCAACGACAGCGUCUGGGGCAUGCCACAGGCCAAUAAGAACCGCAGCAAGGCCACGAAUCGUUUGCGCAUGCGCAAAGGACGCAGUGUCGUGCACAAGACCAUCGAGGAUAACUACACAGCCGUGGUUGUGGCUAAUCACGAGGCCCUCGCCCAGGUGCUAGAUCAGCUCCAGCAAACUCCAGUGGUGCCGGCGGCCCUGCGUCCUCUGGCCAAUGCGAUCAACUUGCGCUACGAGGACUUCACCAUUCUGGAGGGAGCCCAGGCCUUCGUCGUGGGCAAGAAGGCGUUCCAUGCCGCCCUGUGGAGCUCCUCGCCAGUGACCUUGGCCCUGUCGGCCGACUGCAACCAACUGGGAGGAGUUGGUGGUGAGCUGAGCCAGCUGACCGGCGGCGUGAGCGAUGUGCUCAACCCGGUGACGGAGUUCUGCGACCUGGUGCCCAGCUAUCAGCUGCCUCUGAUGCCCUCCACCGAAGUCACCCUGCUGCAGGCCACCAUCUCGGUGCUGCCGAGAUUGCAGCUGGAAACUCUUCAAUCUAUUGGAUCAAUACUCAAGGGGAAAUCGCAGGUGCUGGACAAGAGCAACUUCAACUUCCGUGGCUCCAUUCCGAAUCUGAGUGGCCUGAAGGAUGGGAACAGUUCGAUGGCUGGGAAUCUGAGGAACGUGGUAUCGGUGCAGAAUCUGAGUACCCUGAACGAGGAAUCCUCGGCCACAUCGAUGGGUGCAGAGGAGGGAUCGGCGAGUGCAAAUGCCAUGCCAGCAUUCGAUGAUGUGAUGACGCGCGAGGUGGCCUUCAUCAUGCUGCAGCUGGUCAACGGAAUGAAGAACCUGCAGGCCAAGGCGAUCGAGGAGACGCCGCUCAGUCUCUCCAAUGUGGUGCUGUCCAAGGACAUGGACAACAAGGACGCCCAAGCGCGACUCUGCGUGCUGCAGGGAAACAACAACGACGAUGAUGAGCCCAUGGGAACCCUGUGCAAGUGCGCCCACUCUGCCUUGACCGACAUGCUGCCCGCCACCAAGAUCACGCCCAUUUUGGCGGACAUCCUGCAGCAGGAGCGAGCUGAAUCCCUAUCGAAGGCGAAGGCAGUGCUGGAAUUUGUACUGUGGGGUCCUUCGGAUGUGGCGCUCACCGGAUCCAUCAAGGAGCGGGAAUUGGCCCUUCAGCGGUGGUUGGACUUGGAAAGAGCCACCGUGCUCCAUGGAUUGGUGCGAACCCGGGUCGAACUGACCGUUUACGACGAGUGUCAUCUGAUGUUCCUCGUCCGCUCCACGGCCAAAAUGAUGAACGAUGCGGUCAAGAUUGUGUGCAGUUACCAGCAGACGAAUGGAUCUGCCAGCCAGGAUUAGUUUCAGUUCUACUGCUGGCUAACCCUGCUCAAUGCUAAAGGAAUUAUCUUAUAAAUACUAUACGAAACUGUCAUAGACACUUAGUCCUUAGAGUCAACGAAUGAUAUCUUCUGAAUCGCCCCAUAUAAAAACAUACUAUACAUAUUAUUCUAUAUCUUUGCCCAGCGUGCCAAAUUGUUUCGCGCGGAAAUUGUCAUGUAAAAAUAUGCUCAUCGUAUGAAAACUCAAACGAUUUGUGCAACUUUAAUUAAUUUGUAAUCUACCAUUAAGUCAUUAAUCUAAACGAAUAUUUAUAUUUCCCUAUACGAGUACGUAAUUAUGUAUACUUCAUCAGAUUGCAACUAUUAUCUAUGAGUAUGCCAACAGUUUGAUUAGCAAAACAAAUCUUUUUGGUGUUUGAACAAAUACAUAUAAUGGUAUAAAUAAACAAAAUACUGUCUAAAUAAAUAAAUGGAAACAUAUAA